AGCGAAGGGUGAGUGAGGGCGCGCGCGCGAAACGGGACCUCCACCCUGCGGUAGGGGCGGGGGCGGGUGGGAGUCCGAGCUAGCCCCACCCCCACAGGCUGUACUGGGGGGUCCCUGUGUGCGGGGUUGCAGAGCUAGCGCUGGCCUCACGGCCUGUACUGUGGGGUGUAGGACUAGUCCCACCCCCAGAGGCUGUAUUGGAGGGGGUCCCUGUGCACGGGGGGGAGUGGUGUUGCAGGGCUCGCCCCACCCCCACAGCCUGUACUGGGGAGUCCGUGUGGAGGGGGGUUUGCAGGAUUAGCCAUACCCCCAUAUAGUCUUACUGGGGCCGUCCCUGUGUGCAGGGGGGUGGUUGUAGGGCUAGCGCUAGCCCCUCCCCCAGGCUGUACUGGGGGUCCCUGUGUGGGUGGUGGGGUGGCGGACUUCCCCUGCCCCCCCAUGGGCUGUACUGAGGGGGUUCCCUGUAUUUGGUGGGGUGCAGGACUAGUGCCAGCCCUGCACAGGCUGUACAGGGGGGGUCCCUGUGUGUGAGUGCAGGACUAGCCCCACAGUCUGUACUGUGGGGUCCCUGUGUUGGGGGGUGCAGGCUAGCUUGUACUUGGGGGGGGGGGGGGAGUCCCUGUGUGUGGAGAUAGUGUAGGGCUAGCCACACCCCUACAGCUUGUACUGGAGAGUUCCUGUAUGUAUGGGGAGCAGUGCCCCACUCCUUACAGCUUGUAUCUGUCAUGACUGGUGACACAAAUUGUCUGAUGAAUUCUGAUGAGUAUCCUGUGAUGGAUAACAAGAACUUGGAAGCAGAGAUCCACCCUCUGAAGAAUGAGGAUGGGAAAGCUUCAGAUAACCAUGAGAACUGUGCAGAGAAAGAAGGUCUCUGCAGGAAGCCCACCCGCUUGUCUCAGCUCUCCCGAUGGCGCACUGCUGCCUUCUUCCUCUCAUUAUUCCUGUGCCUGAUUGUGGUGUUUGCCUUUUCGUUCAUCAUCCCGUGUCCAGUGAGGCCUGUUUCACAAAGGACGUGGAACAGGAAAUAUGACCGUGCGGUGACCUACAAGUUUCUGGCUGUAGAAGAUGUGAACGAAGACAAAGUACAAGAUGUUAUCUUCGUUUUCAAAGAUACCAAUGGCAGCAGCAGUUUUAACAGAUCCUGCUCAGAUGAAGGCCUUUCCGCUCCAUGUGCCUUUGUUGCUGCUGUCUCGGGCACCAACGGCAGCACGCUCUGGGAGAGGCCUGUCACCGAAGACCUUCUGUGGAUGGAGUGCGCCAUUGAGCAGCUGGGUGGGGCUCAGUCCCCGGGCUGUCUUGUCAUUGGGAACCCAGAGUUACUAACUGCAAUCAACCCUCACACAGGGGAAGUUCGAUGGAGGCAGUUUAACAGUUUUGGAGCUAAUUAUACCGUGGUGACUCCCUUGUUAAAGAUACCAGAUGUGGAUGGGGACGGUGUUCAGGACGUGAUGAUCUUUACCACUGCAGGAGAUGAGACUAAAAGUUUCAUCUAUUCGGGGAAGAAGGGUGAGCAGAUUGGAACCAGUGGCAGACUGAGUCUGGGCGCAAGGCCUGGUUAUCUUAUGCAUGUGACUAAGACUGGCUCCUACUACGUUCUCUUCAAUACUGUAAAUUCUCUUUAUGGCUACUCCUUGAAGGAUCUCUACAGCAUGGCAACUGGGAUGGAAAGUAAACUCACCAGCCUGAAGCAAGAUUCUCAGUGGGAGAAGAAGAUCGAGAGCCCCACACAUCGCAUACCUCUUCUCAGCUCUGGAGACAUUCAUUAUCUGGUGAAGGUUCCCAGGAAAUCAGGGGAGAAUAUCUUGGUUGUGAAGUCAGACAUGACUGAGCUUCUCGAUGGACAAACUCUUAACUCCCUUUGGACAGUCAACGCCUCCCACAUCUUGAGCGAGCCAGUGUUUGGUUACUACACACCCAACGUUCUCCACAUAGUCCUUGAAAGUGGAGUUGGACCCAACAGGAAGAAGAUCAUGAUUGUUGAGAGUGGCUCUGGAGCAGUCCACUGGGAGCUGGAGCUGAAUUCAAGAGCAGGGAGUCCAAGGCCAGCCACGCUCAAUACUGCAGAUCACCGGUCCACGUUCCUCUUCUGGGGAGAGUACCAGGCAGAGGCCAAUGAAAUGGGCUCCAAAGUAGCUCUCCAGAAUCUGUAUCUGUUACAUCCGUCCUACCCCAGUGUUCUCUUGGAGCUGAACAAUAGCCCAGACCGAAUAGUUGCCUUCGACGCGGUGCUGUUCGAGCGGAGCCGGCAUGCCUGCUACGUGUUGCUGACUGGGCCGCAGAGCAGCGAGGGGCCAGGCAGGGUGUCUGUCGCCAAGCGAAAGCUGAAAGAGGACAUCACUGGCAGUAGGGUGACCUGGCUGAGCCAGGUGGCAGGGGACAGUGAGCAGUACAUCAGGGACCGCUUCUUCAGGAUGCGAUUCAGCAGCCAAAUGUGAGCUCCCUGGGAGACCCCAGAGAGCCAUCUCAGCACUCUCCUCCAGCAAUGGACUCAUUAAACCCAGAUCCCGAACUCGUGUGGGAAGCUGCCAUUCUUGCUCCACAAGCCAAAGGCUGCCUGCUGAGAAAACAGCCACAGCAAAUCCACCUGUCAGCCCACAGGGCUUGGGCAUCCCAAAUCCUGCACAGGUGGCUGCCAGCGCAGCCAGCCUCUGAGCUGAUGAGGCUUCGGUCCCUGGCUGUCUCUGAAGUGCCAUCACUUCCAGGAGAUCUGCCUCUUUCCCUUUCUAAAUCACACAAUACCUGCUGCACUGCAGGGCGUACCUCAGCCGGGGCCACCUUUCCAACACACCACAAACUAGGACCUGGGGAUGGCAUGUCUGGGUGCCGGAGGGAGGCCUCAGCUGAUUACUCUCACCUGGGUAUUUGCAGUGAGGGAGGGUGUGUGCAUCUGGUUGAGAGCAAGAUGAGGAGGGAGGGAGUGUGUGUGCGCAUGCAUGUGCGUGCAGUACUGGAUUUUCUUUUCCUUUUGCCCAAUCAGACAGAUGGGCUCUCCUGAGUAGGAAUUUUUGCCUUUUCCAAAGAGUGGCGUGGACAUGGUGUGUUUGGUGUCUAAAUGGAAUACCCGGCUGCUCGCUAGGGAUAAUAUGGUGAGAUGGGUCCUGAGUGAGUCUAGUGGGGCAUGCAAUGGCUGGUGUAUUGGAUAUGGCAGAUAUUCUCCGGCCCAGGAGAGCCACAGACUAAAGUGCAGUUCUACUCUGAAAAGGUCUCUGUAUAAACUGCAGUUCCUCAUUUUCCAAGCCUUCUGCUCCUACUGCAUACCGAGUUGCAGAGCUGCUGCCUACUACUGGCUGAGGGAAGCAUAGGCUGCUUUUCCCCCAUUGGCCCUGCCGCAGCUGGUUCACUCAUCAGGAACAGAAUUGUGAAUGAAGUUCCAGUUGUAGAUGAUGCAAGAGCCAUAACAAGCCCCUGCCUGGCUACCCAGUCCCUGUGGUGCUAGUACGUGCUCUCUGCUCAUCGGCUGGGCAGAUCGAGUGUUCUUGGGACCCACAGGGCUGUUUGCAGGCGCUCUUCAGAGUGGAGCUGCCUGUGUUCCUUGCCAGGAGGCUAGCCAGCUGUUCCCAGGGUGUGUGCUGCUCGUCAGACAUGAAUUCAGCCUCGCGACCCCUGCGAGGAGAGUCCUCUGAGCACUGCUACCUCACUGAGCAAGGGGGACAAGGAUACAGGCUGUGCAGUGUCUGGCCAAGGUCACACAAGGCCUCUUUGGGAAAGGCCUGGCGGUAGAACUCUGCAAAGCCCCGACUCCUGAUCCACUGCUCUAAUUGCUGGGUAACGCUGCCCCCUCAGUGCUAGCAGCUGUGUGGCAGGUAGGACACUUGGGUGAUGCCAUUGCAGUGUGGUCGUGUCCGUUUGCUGUCGCUCUGUACUGAGGUUGCAGUGGGAGGGGCGGAAGUGGUGGGGUGUCUUCUUUGGGGCCUCCCUUGGCAUGCCCUGGGGCACCAUGCUCCAGGGUGAAAUGCCCUGGGGGCCUGGCAGAGCACAGGCAGAGCUCAGUGCCCAGAAGUGCCCUGUCACUGCCCCAGUCGUGUCAGCUCCUUGGAGCUCUGUGCUGCAGGCUUGUGGGGUGACUGCUAAGCUGAGGUCCUGGUUCUUUGGGAGCAGCGAAUCUGUGAAUUCUGCCUGUGUCCAGUGAAGCAGGGGCUGGGUGCUCCAGGGGGAUGCUCAGAGGGCUGGCAGCUUGGAGUGGACGCAUCGCUCAUCUAUGGAGAAAGCAGGACCUGCGAGGCCUCGGGAGGAGUGUGUGGCGCCCGUGGAGUCAGGGAGCUGAUCCCCAGUGGGCACGGACAAGGCUUCCUCACGCUAAGGGCAGGUGAUAAUCCUCCAGGAUGUGAGGUGGGGCUGAGUGCUCGCCUCCCUUUGGUCUGAAUCCGGGCCAUGCGUAGGAACACUGCAGGGUGUGAUUUGGUGCUGGAGAGGAGGCUGUGCAGGACAGUGAAGGUGCUUCUGUCAGCUUCCUCUGCCAGCACAUACUGCACUGCGACUUCAACUGCUACUGGGUGACACGCCCCAAGCAUCUGACUUGGCAGCACCUGGCUCCUCAGUUACUCAGAUCCAGGCCCUAGGAAACAACUCCGGGCAAAAUUAACUGCAGCAUCUACUGUUAGAGUUUGCUGGUGUAGCAACCAACUGUUUGACCUUGCACUUCUGCUUCUAAGGUGGCUGGGGUCCCCUAUGUACAACCCCCCACCCCUUUGUGAAAUUAUACAGUUGUGGAGUGUUCUGCUCAGUGCCCUCAACGCUGGAACGGAGCUGCUUUACUGGAGCAAAUUAGUGGAGAGAGCACGGCUAGCCAUCAUGAGAACCGAGUCUCUCACUAGGGCAGCUUGGUGCAGCUGCCCUGCUCUAAGGCACACUGGGCAGCAUCCUGCUCUGAGGAUGCCCCCAGAACGUGCAGUCAGUGGGAUGAUGCCUCAGCUCCCUGCUCCUCGUGUCUGGGGAGGGCUCCUCUCAAGAGUGUUCUCCACUGGGACAGCAGGCUGCAUUGUGUGUUGUGCCACGUAUUCCCUUGGCUUUUCUCUUGAAAUUUAGUUGGGGAUUGGUCCUGUUUUGAGCAGGGGGUUGGAUUAGAUGACUUCCUGAGGUCUCUUCCAACCCUGAUAUUCUAUGAAUUCCCCUUCUCCCUAACAUGGUCUUUUGAAUGGUCUGAGUGCUGGAAGCAGAGCCCAGUCUCUUGUCUUUGCUCUAGCUCAGGUUCCCAUGAUUUGCCUACCCUUCAGGAGCCUGCCUCUUGCUUGGCAUGUGAAUGACUUGAGACUCAGUGGCCCUGCAAAUCUCUUGGUUGUGCCUUUGGACCUGGGGGAUGCCUUACCGCACAGUUGUGAUUCUGACCUGCACCCUGCUGGUGGCACUGAGCGGCUGUCAGCAAGGAUAGCAGGUUCAGUUUGCCAGGUAACACACCCACUGAUGGCCUGAGCUGAGAUUCGGGAAACUUGGCCGUGUGGGUUGCACCGUGCCUUGGGCAAAUGGGCAGCCUGCAUGCCUGUUGGACUGAUAUAUAUCAGCUGCAGAUUGUAUCUCUGAACUUCCUCGAAAGGAAUAAGGUUGCAGGAGAUGUGGUCUGUGCAUCAGGAUUGCAUUGUGCAUUAAUGAUUCUUGCUGUUUGAGGUUUUUCCUCUUCCUUCCUGACCCCUACUCAGACACAACCCUUUCAGGUAGGCACUCUGAACAUUGCCUCAGGAGAGCCGGGGUCUCCGCUUGGGGAGACUUUUCUGGCUUUAAGUUCCGCUGUUAACACAUUCCCUGAUAACUUGGAAAUGCAGGUUCUCCUGUUGGCAAUGUCAGUGCCAAGCUAACACCCUCGUAAUGAUGCAAGAGUUUCUUUCCAGCUGCUUUUCCCGUGUCAUUGUUUUUGUAGUAUUGAAGGAAUGGUUUAAUUGUGCCUUGAUUCAGUAACUCCGCUGGGCACUACUAGCAGGAAUCAUUGCAUGUGUGAACAGUGUAUUUUCCAGCACUAGGAUGGGUUUGGUUCUCUAAUUUAUUGCAAAUGUUGCUGUACUGGGCAUGGUCAAACUGUGAUGAUUCAAUAAACCUCUUUUGCAUUGUUUGUAAACUGUGCUCUGCUUCUGCCACUGUCUUUAAGGAACCAGCUUGACUGAGCCCUGAGCUCAGGACAUGCAGAAUUGGGUUUGACAGAAUAAUGGAAAGUUGUAAAACGUGCCCUGAAACAGCCGCCCCCCCCCACCUUAUCUGGAAGGAGGAAAAUUGCUCUGAUGACAUUUCAGAGUAGAGCAGCUUGUCAUGUGUUGGAUGUAGUUUAAGUAGUAAACUCCCCCCUUCAGUUUGUGGAGUUAGUCUUGUUUGACAGAGCACUGAAAUGAAGUGAUGCCAAGGACCAUGUCAUCUGUUCAACCACUGCGAUGCACUGAAGCUGCUGUAUAAAAUAGGGACACCAACCAUCUGGGCUAGGCUUGCUCCAUAGCCGCAUCAGGAGCACGUCAUGUGACUGUGUGACUAGAACUGGGAAACGAGCAUUCCUCUCCUUUCCCAAUAGCAGUAGAAUUUAGCCUGCCUUGCCAGUUCUUCAGGGGGACCUGGCCAAGGACUUUUAGGACUGGGUGCAUGUGCCCUUUGAGCUGCUUGUGAUAAAGAGUUGGGGUGUGUUCUUGCUUGUUUUUUCCUUCUAGAUCUUCUCUAAACACACCCAUUGCACCAGAUCACAACAGAUUCAGUUAUAUCCCCAGUUGCGGAUGCUCUUAAAUUGGUUUAACUGAUCCCGGGCAACUUCAGUGAGUAGACACAGCCUUAGAUAGCUCAGGCACCCUGGAGGACACCUCGGUGGAUCUACGUUAGCAUUCACACGCUCACUGAAGGGGCCAGGAGUGUUGUCAAUAACGAGGGCUUCCUGUCUCCAGAAUGUUAAUCAGUCAUGAAGCUCAAUAGAUGCUAAAUUCAAAGUCCUAAAGGGGCAUAAGCACAAUUUUUUUCCCUUUGCAGGUCCCCUUUUAUGCUGCUAAUAAAGGAGUCACUUUUCAGUUUCGCUCAGUUCAUUACUGAACCCUUGGUUGCUUUUAUUUCUACUCAUUGCGAUGUGAAAACAAAUGAUUUGUUGUUGGUUUUGUGAGGGAGCUCAUGAACUCCACUGCUCCCAGCUGUGCGUAACACAUGCAGCAGAGAAAAUACCCAGGAAAAGAUGAAACCUGCCCCAGGCUGCACACUGAGGAUUUUGCACUGAUGUUAAAUAUUAAGUGUGAGAUGAUGCACUUGAGAAAAUGGAAUCAGCAGCUGGGUGCCUAACAAGCAGUCUCGGAUGCAGGGAGACAGGGGGCAAGUGUAAUGACCAGCACCAUGCUGGAUCUGCCAUUGCAGUAAAAGGCCAUUUCAGUCCAACCUAUGCCUGCGUAGAGGGGCCUGGGGCAGGGGCUGAGGUUAAGGCAGGCUGUGUAAAUAGCAGUGUCCCAGGAGCACUGGAUGCAGCUCUGGUCUCCCCGCUUAAACAAUGGACAGAAGAGUGGGGAGCUCAAAUUAGUCUGCCAGUGAGUGACAUGGCUUCAUCCCUGGCAGCAGGUGCCUGUUUCAGCACCCAGAGUACUUCACUCUUGCCACCAAACUCUGCCUACGACCACUGAAGCAGAGACUCUGAAAAAUCCGUGGGCUCGUGGUGGAUAAUCAGCUGCACUUGUUCUGCUUCACACUGGGAGCUCAUUACCCAAGUUCUACCUUCACAGCCAAGACAGGUGCCAGAAACACCCCAUACCCCCAACUCAGGCCCACAGCAUUGGCUCUGUAACCCAAGCAUCCCUGUGACUCCAACCCCUUCCUCCCUGUACCUCCGGUGCCUCAGCACCAGGAUUCUUGGGCCUAGAGCAAUCAGAAGGAUAAUCCCAUGGAAAGACUGCCCUCUCCCUGUUCCACCUGCAGCAGCUCCCUCUGCCCACAGGCUGGCUCCACACCGCUCCCUCCCAGCCCCUGCCUUAGCCCAAUCCGAUUCCUUGCGUUCUGUGGCCCUGUCUCCUAAGGCCCUAGCUUAGCUCACCAUUUCUCCAGGGCCCUUCUGCAGUGACACUUCCUGCAGGUUGCUACCUGCACUUAGAGCCCCGCGAUGGGACUGGGGUCCUGCAGGACCCACUGCCAUAAUAGGAGGAGUGGGUAAAAUGUACUUUGUUGUGGGUGGGCAAAAAAACUAGACACUGGUGAUAUGUGGGAAAACAUUAAAUCUCUCAUCGGUUUACCAAGAAUUGCCUAUUUGAGAAAUUGCUAAUUAUUUUGUUUGAGCUGCUCUUUCCUUUACAUGUUUAUCUCCCUCGCUGUGAAUCCAUACCGUACACCGGCUCAGGUCAGGUCAGAGAAUCCCCCUCAGGUUUUGUAGUUCUGUGACUUCACAUAGGUGCAGACUGUCAUUGCUGCAGCAGCUUACUGUCAGUGCUGUGCACGGUUUCCCUGGUAAAUGUUUUUUCAAAAAGCAAUAAUAACCCUGCCCUAAAUAACUUGACUGGGAUGGUUCAAAGUUCUAAAAAUAGUGCUCAAGUGGGUUUAAAAAAACUGGAAGUUUUUAAACACUUACUUUUUAUAGUCAUUUAAAAAAAAAAUACCCAGCACCUUUUAAGGCAAAAUUGUGGUGCAAUUCGUUUGGCCGUUCUGUGUGAUGUCCACAUGCCAGCAGCUUAUCAUAGACAGAAUUUCAGCAAUGUAAAGCAAGUUUAUUGGG
Dermochelys coriacea (leatherback sea turtle) is the source of this 8641-nucleotide messenger RNA. It is a transcript of the gene FAM234A, whose product is annotated as family with sequence similarity 234 member A. The transcript has 12 exons. NCBI's taxonomy places the organism in Eukaryota, Metazoa, Chordata, Testudines, Dermochelyidae. The record is from RefSeq and is a predicted model, not a curated record. Bases 726 to 2435 code for a protein of 569 amino acids. Gene Ontology annotation, molecular function: protein binding.